AUGACUACCAACGGCAUCCAACCCGGCCACGUCGGCAAUCUGACUCAGGAUCAAGAGGCUAAACUACAACAGCUUUGGACCAUUGUCCUUACUCUGCUAGACGUGAAGUCCCUCCAGGGUGGAGAUGCCUCGGCACAGACCCAACCCGACCAGCGUCCAAGCACGUCGCUCUCCCGAGCUGACACCGUCGUCUCCGCUCAUGGCCAAACGGCUUUCACAGAAGACUUGUCCCAAGUCCUCCGGGAGAAUGGUAUGAGCAACCCUGACAUCAAGUCCGUCCGGGAGUCGCUGAGCAACACCUCGAUCGACGAACUCCGCUCGGGUCUGUUGUAUACUGCCAAACAUGACUCCCCCGACGUCCUUCUGCUUCGCUUCCUGCGCGCUCGCAAGUGGGACGUCGGCAAGGCCUUCGGUAUGAUGUUGAGGGCGCUUGUCUGGCGCAAGGAUCAGCAUGUCGACGAUAAGGUGAUCGCGAACCCCGAACUCGCGGCACUAGUCACGUCUCAGAACACGGUGGAUACGCACGCAGCCAAGGAGUGCAAGGACUUCUUGGACCAAAUGCGUAUGGGGAAGUGCUAUAUGCACGGGACCGAUCGGGAUGGCCGGCCUGUUCUCGUGGUGCGCGUUCGCUUCCAUCAACCCUCGAAGCAGAGCGAGGCAGUGAUCAAUCGGUUCAUCCUGCAUACGAUCGAGACAGCCCGAUUAUUGCUGGCGCCUCCCCAGGAGACAGUGACCAUCAUCUUUGAUAUGACUGGCUUUGGCCUUUCCAACAUGGAAUAUGCCCCGGUGAAAUUCAUCAUCGAAUGUUUUCAGGAGAACUACCCCGAAUCGCUUGGAUACAUGCUCAUUCACAAUGCCCCCUGGGUCUUCUCUGGAAUCUGGAAGAUUAUCAAGGGGUGGAUGGACCCGGUGAUUGUGUCGAAAGUGAACUUUACCAACAAGGUGUCCGAUCUGGAGAAAUUUAUUGCCCCGGAGCAGAUUGUGAAAGAGCUGAAGGGCAAGGAAGACUGGACCUAUGAAUAUGUCGAGCCGGUGGCCGGUGAGAACGAGCUGAUGGCGGAUACGGAAACCCGCGACCGCAUCUACGCCGAGCGGUUGAAAAUUGGCGAGGAGUUGCUGCUGCGGACCUCGGAAUGGGUCUCCACCAGCCAGCGAAAGGACGCGGCCGCUACCACAACGGCCCGAGAGCAACGGAGCGAGACGAUCGAGUCGCUGCGCCAGAACUACUGGCAGCUGGAUCCGUAUGUGCGCGGGCGCACAUUCUUGGACCGGACAGGAGUAGUCAAGCCGGGCGGCAAGAUUGACUUCUAUCCGAGCCCAGAUCUGGAGCCCGCCACGGCUAAGAUGUUGGAAGUGGAGCAUUUUGAGCGAGCUCAGGUGAAGGUGGUCGAUUUGCAAUGA
Molecule: messenger RNA, 1401 nt
Organism: Aspergillus eucalypticola CBS 122712
Lineage: Eukaryota; Fungi; Ascomycota; Eurotiomycetes; Eurotiales; Aspergillaceae
Product: CRAL-TRIO domain-containing protein
Exons: 4
Coding region: 1-1401 (466 amino acids)
Source: RefSeq, a predicted model, not a curated record